Molecule: messenger RNA, 1028 nt
Organism: Hippocampus zosterae (dwarf seahorse)
Lineage: Eukaryota; Metazoa; Chordata; Actinopteri; Syngnathiformes; Syngnathidae
Exons: 3
Coding region: 143-370 (75 amino acids)
Biological process (GO): cellular heat acclimation
Cellular component (GO): cytosol; nucleus
Molecular function (GO): transcription corepressor activity
Source: RefSeq, a predicted model, not a curated record
GCCAAAGUUGAAUUAAAGUUGCCGAACGCUCGCAGCUAAAGCUAGUGAAGGAUGGGCAUCCUUCUCUUUUUAGAUGACAGCAAAAGGUCGUCCGAUGAAAGUAUACGACACGCAAAGUGGUGCGCGAAACGCCUGGUAAAGGAUGUCAAAAACUGAGUGCAAAGCAGCCAAAGAGUUGACCAAGGCGAUGGACGAAACAAUGCAGCGGCUGCAAGGAAGAUUCCAGGCCAUUACAGAACAUUUGGAAGAACAAAUAGAUGAGAUGGGAACACGAAUCAGCUUUCUGGAGGAGAGCGUGACGGAGCUCAUGACACAAGCCGACAUGGAUGAGGAACCCAUUUCCGAAGUGGCUGACGUUCUUCCCCAAUAGAUUCAACAUCACAGAGAUCAAAACUAUGGAUGCAGCCAAAUAAGUAUUAUAUGCUAAGCAAUAAUGCACAUCUUCACUACCUCCAUGAAGUACUUAAAAUAUACAUAUUUUUUUGUAAAAGUUGAACCCAGUGUUAUUGUGGAUGUUGAAACUGCUACCUUUGACAUUUGAAAAAAUGCCUUUAUAUUGUUCUGUGAACAGUGAGCAACAACCACGCUGUCACAAGUCGUAUUGAAAAGAAGUUUAGUCGUAUUUCACCUCAAGAAAUCUGUAUCAUUUUUAGUUAUAUUUGAGCUACCUCACACAAUUUGAAUGAAACACAAUCAAAAUGAUUCUUACAAAACAAAUUGGGCAGUAAUUGGCCUUCUAUUUUCCAAUGUGUGUUACGAAUUUGAAUGAGUUUCACCUUUUGAAUGGGACUACGUCUACCAUCCUCUAAUUCAUUGAGACCAAAGAUCUAGCUCAAUUCUAUAUCGAGAAUGAAACGGUAAAAGAAGGAAAACUUUAUCGCCAGAGAUGAAGAAAUAGUAAAUGACAAAAUAAGUCUAUGCAAGUUAAAUAGAUAUAUAUUUUAAUAUUUAUUUUUUUUGGAAAAUGACAUCCUUUCAUGACGUUUUACCAAACUGCCAAGAUGUUCAAAUAAAUUUGCAUUUAAAUA